This is a messenger RNA of Ceratotherium simum simum (southern white rhinoceros), 1459 nucleotides long. The record is from RefSeq and is a predicted model, not a curated record. NCBI's taxonomy places the organism in Eukaryota, Metazoa, Chordata, Mammalia, Perissodactyla, Rhinocerotidae.
AUGCCCCAAGGCAUGAUGGUAGUUGGAUUCCCCAGCACAGUGCCUACAACACAGUGCCUAGAAGGGUUUGAUGCUCCAACCUUUGCCAUUUCUGAUAUUCCAUCUCAGAAGAGUAGCAGGAAAACUAGUUCCUCUCUCACCAGCCUUUCCACCCUGAUUUCUCUCUUUGUUUUUCAGCUGCAGGAUCGUCCUCUUAAACCUCUCACUCAUUUAUUUGAUUUCUUUUUCACAGUAACACCAGAAGAGCCAACAAUUGGUCCAGUAGCAGCUGUGGACAGUUCUGGAAAAAUCACACUAUCUCCUAUGGUUAUAUUUCCAGGUUACAUGGAUGGAGAACUUACCAAAAUAUCAGAUUCCAAAGGCCAGAUUCUGAAAAGUAAAGGUACUACAAAGUCUCAGAGUAGCCAAGAAGAAAAUAAAGAAGCAAUAAAGAGGGAAAUCUUAUUCACAGCUUCUGAUGAAUCCAUGACAUCAACCUACAAAAUGGAGUCAAAAAGCAAAGCAAAAGGUAUUGAAUUGGAGAAAGGCAAGAUAGGAAUGAAAGUCAAGGUAAAGGAUAGUGACACUGGGAUAAUAAAAAGACUGGAAGCCCAAGUAAAGAAGAGUGAGGCAAGCAUACCACAAGGACAAGGGUCCCAAGUAAAGAAGAGUGAGGCUGGGAUACCACAAAGACAGGAGGCCCAAGUAAAGAAGAGUGAGGCCAGCAUACCACAAGGACAGGAGGCCCAAGUAAAGAAGAGUGAGGCUGGGAUACCACAAGGACAGGAGGCCCAAGUAAAGAAGAGUGAGGACAAAAUACCACAAGGACAGGGGUCCCAAGUAAAGAAGAGUGAGGCCAGGAUACCACAAGGACAAGAGGCCCAAGUAAAGAAGAGUGGGGCUGGGAUAUUAAAAGGACAGGAGGCCCAAGAAAAGAAGAGUAAGGCCAGGAUACCAAAAGGACAGGGGUCCCAAGUAAAGAAGAGUGAGGCCAGGAUACCACAAGGACAGGAGGCCCAAGCAAAGAAGAGUGAGGCUGGGAUACUAAAAGGACAGGAGGCCCAAGUAAAGAAGAGUGAGGCCAGGAUACUACAAGGACAGGAGGCCCAAGUAAAGAAGAGUGAGGCCGGGAUACCACAAGGACAGGAGACCCAAGUAAAGAAGAUUGAGAAUUCUGAGGAUAAAAGAAAGCAGAACAAAGAAAAGGGAGAUGCAGAGAAGAAUAAAGAUACAGAAAAAAUAGAGGCCAAAAACCAGAAAGGUGUUGAAAGAAAGGACAAAGUUAAAGGAAAGAAAGGAUCAGAAGUCAAGGGUAAAAAAGCAGAAGGUUCAGUAAGGGCAAAGGCAAGUAAAAGAAGGAAGUACAACAAAAAGGUGGAAGAACAAGGGUAAAUAAAAGGAAGGCCCAUAAGUCAACUGAUUAUUAUGAUUCCCAUCCUCCAGAUACAAGUUAUAUCCCAGCCACUGCCUAAAUGGAUCA